Penaeus vannamei (Pacific white shrimp) is the source of this 1858-nucleotide messenger RNA. The record is from RefSeq and is a predicted model, not a curated record. NCBI's taxonomy places the organism in Eukaryota, Metazoa, Arthropoda, Malacostraca, Decapoda, Penaeidae.
AUGCUGCAGCUCCGCGCGGGCGUGGCGUGCGCGUGGGCGUCGGGCGCGGCGUCGGGCGAGGCGGCGGCGGCCCUGGAGGCGUGCGUGGAGGGCUUCCCGCUGGGCGACGGCACGUGGCACACGGUGCGCCUCGAGCGCCACGGACACAACCUGCUCGUGGCGGUCGACGACGGCGACGGCUGGCGGAGGAACGAGAGCCUGGCGUCCUUCCUCACGAGCGCCCACGCGGGCGACAUGCGGCCGCUGCUCCAGGGCACGCCCAUGCCCAUCCUGGUGGACAAGCAGAACUGCUGCGUCGUGGGCGGCGACCCGGAGUUGGAGGGCGAGGCGCUCGUCGCUGUCCACGGCGACCUUCGCGAGAGUUGCCUCGACGACGUGCGCCUGGCCGGCCGCCCCGUGACGCUCUUGGGCGGCGAGGGCGGCGACAGAAGGAUCCAAGGAGGGCAGGAGGACCGAGGCUGCCCCGCCCCCGACCUGUGCACCAACACCUCGUGCCUGCCGCCCCUCUCCUGCCACAGCUCCUGGGCACACGCCUCCUGCAGCUGCGGGCCGGGACACCACCUGGUCGGUCGAUCCUGCCGUGAUGUAGACGAGUGUGCGUAUGACCCAUGCCUGCACGGCGGUACCUGUUAUAACCUGGUACCUGGUUAUCGGUGUGCGUGUGGACCUGCCUUCGAGGGGGAGAACUGCCAGUGGGCGAAGCUGCCUCCUCACGCCCACACUCUGGCGACGCCCAUUCUCAUAUCGGCGAUCACGUUCUCCUCUUUUCUUAUGGUCAUCCUCAUCCUCGCCGUGGCCAUUCGCGUCCGCCGAUGGCGCAGCGGCGCGGGCGGCGACGCCCCGAGACCCGACAGCAUGGAGGGUCUGACCGGGGGGGCGCUGACCCCCGACUCGGCCAAGGGGGAGUGCCAGCGGCCGCCGAGCGCCUCGCCCCGGGAGGAGAAGGUCCGGCUCGAGACGCUCAAAGUCAAGAUUCCCGGCACCAAACUUCGCCUCGUAGAGAAGCCCCCGCCCGUGUCUCACACGUGCACGACCACGCUGGCUGUGGAUGACGACGCCGCCCUGAGGGAGCUGAGCCUGGUGGCGGCGCCCGCGUCCUGCCGCGCGAGCCCGCACGCGAGCGCCGGGGGCAGGCCGACGCCGUCCAUCUCCAGGAGCUGCUCGGCGUCCUCCGUGCGCGGCGACGCCAGCGUGGCCAAGAGGCUGAGUCUGCCGCGCCUGGCGGGCUCCCCCAUGGGCGCGGCGGACUGCCCGCGGGCGGUGGCGGCGACGCGGGUGAGCGCCGCGCAGCCGCUCCUGCCGCAGGACGACCUCAGAGCCUAUGCCUACGAGGGCGACGGCUCGCCCUCGGGGUCGCUCACCUCCACGGUCCUAGGCCUGCGGACGGCGUCCAUCGAGGACACGAGCGCCCGGCCUCUCAUCCCCGAGUACGGCGAGGUCCUCGACCUGAUCAGGAACCUCCCGACGCCGCCGACUCGCCCCUCCUGCGGCUCCCGGGCCCGCGGCGGGGCCUCGAGGAGGGGCCGGGCCGCCGUCGCUCCCGACGCCGGAGGUCAAGACGAUCGCGAGGCCAGAGGACGCGUGCGACGUCCGAGGGCGCUGCCUGUCGCUGUCGGCCGCCAGGAGGAGCCCGCCGGAGCCCGGGGCGGAGCCGCGGCGGAGGGCGGGGAGCCACGGCCCGUCGCCGCACCGCUACAGCACGGCCUGCUGAUGGCCGGCUGCUCCGGGGGCGCCGAGGGCCGGGCGCUCGUCCGCCGCGGCCCGGGAGGGGGCUGGCUCGUGCGGCCGAGGAAGUGAUCGUCUGGGUUGAUGCGUUAGGGGACCCACAGGAAGGUUGCUGAAAAUUAUUUAUUCGUAA